This is a messenger RNA of Aplysia californica (California sea hare), 11433 nucleotides long. RefSeq names its product nucleosome-remodeling factor subunit NURF301. The transcript is spliced from 23 exons. NCBI's taxonomy places the organism in Eukaryota, Metazoa, Mollusca, Gastropoda, Aplysiida, Aplysiidae. Bases 686 to 9679 code for a protein of 2997 amino acids. Gene Ontology annotation, biological process: regulation of transcription by RNA polymerase II. Gene Ontology annotation, molecular function: RNA polymerase II cis-regulatory region sequence-specific DNA binding. The record is from RefSeq and is a predicted model, not a curated record. Gene Ontology annotation, cellular component: NURF complex.
AACUCGUGGAAAUUCUAUUUUUAGAAGAUCCCCCAAAACUUCGUAAAAUAUCGAACAUUCCCGUUCUGGCCCGAGACGACGCACUUUCAUUUUAUGUUACAAGCUUUAUGAUUGGCUACUUAUUUAGAGCGAAAUCAUCUUUUUAGAACACCACAUCAACACAAAGUGUCUGUACUAAAGUAUGAAAAAGAAAAAAUGGGACCCCAUCAUCAAUCAUGUACUAAAGAAAGACUUUUAAAAGUAAAUUUUAAUGUAUAAACACUCUAUUGGUGUCUGAUUCUAAUAAAAGAAAUAGCCAAUCGUGUAUGCGCUUAUUUGAAGCGCUCUUCUCCCUGCGAUUGCUUGUCUUGCUCGAUUGGAAAUUACAUCAUGAUGGUUUUCACGACUUCAUCUCUGUGUUUUCACUGCAAUUGUUGCAUUCCCUAUCAGGACUUUGAUGUAUUUAAAGUGUUGGUGUGCCGUUGAGCUUCGAUUGAGGAGUUAUUUCUUUGAAAAAGACUAAAAAGUGUGUUUUGAUAGGUUCAUAUGGUCACGUGACCACUAGUUUGUGAAAUGGCGGCUUCCGAAAAUUUUCAACAUGAGAUCUAAAAACACAGUGUAUACUGCAAAGGGAGGCCACAGUGAUCCGCUGCUCUGGUUCUACUUUCGUUUUGGAAUGUCUUAGAUACUAAUUUGUCUCAGAAAAAUGUCAACCAGAGCAAGGCGAGCAAGGGGUCGUCCCCCAAAAACGCCUUUGUCCACGAAUCGCACAAAUUUUUUGCGAAAACCAAAAGCUUACCAAAAUCAGGAGCAUGGUAUAAACAGUACUGGCAGAGCAUCACCCGUCACCCACUACAGAUCAUCAAGAACCGAGAGAGGACGAGGCCGUGCUGCUGCCAGUCGAGGGAGGCAUUUCUUGAGCCAGUUAAUAGCAGAUGAUGAUGAAAUUUCCUCUCUGCCAGAAUUUGAAAAUGAUAGAGCCAGUGAUUUCACAGAUUUGGACAAUACUGAUCAUGUGUAUGAUAAUGUUGGAUCUGAUGCUUCAUUUGAGGGUGAAUCAGAUCAAGAGUCAAGUGAUAAUGAAAGUUUGAGUACAGUUAGUAGCUCCGUGAGUCGGAGGAAAGUUCUAUUGAAAAGACCUAAAACACCGGAUAUUGGCGACGAUAAAGACAUUCCAGCCCUGGAAUUGCCGUCUAGUGCUACAGAUUUGUUGCUUCCCGCGGAGCAUAUUUUGCAAGCAAUUGGAAUUUACGAAGUCCUCAGACACUUCAGAACAAUUCUUCGUUUAUCGCCAUUUACAUUUGAAGACUUCUGUGCUUCUCUGUUGUCUGAUGAGCAAAGCAAUCUGCAAGCAGAGAUUCACAUCACACUGCUUAAAGCUCUUCUACGAGAGGAGGAUGCCAGCAAUACUACUUUUGGUCCGCAGGAUUUGAAAGACAGCAUCAAUAUUUCAAUAUACUACCUUGAUAGUAUGACAUGGCCUGAAAUUAUUCGGGCAUACUUAGACAGUGAAAUGCAUCCAGAGUAUCGUGCUCAUUUAUCCAUCCUAGAAUCUCCUGACUUUCCAUUUGUACCAUACGCAGAAAAGCUCCAAGUGCUACAGACCUUGACUGACUUAUUCCUUGCAGUAUCUAAAGUUCGAGAAGAGAUCAUCAAUGAAGGCAAUAUUCAGUAUGAUGAUCAUUGUCGAGCAUGCCAUAAGCUUGGAGACCUCCUGUGUUGUGAGACAUGUUCUGCUGUUUAUCAUUUGACUUGUGUUGAGCCUCCUAUGCAAGAAGUCCCAGAGGAUGACUGGCUUUGCAGUGUAUGCAGAGCCCAUCAGGUGAAGGGAGUCACUGAUUGUGUGUCGGAGGCAGAGAAAAGUGGGCUCUUGAGCAGACAGGAGCCCAUUGGCUAUGACAGACAUGCUCGAAAGUACUGGUUCCUGUGUCGCAGAAUCAUUGUGGAGAGUGAAAGUGAGACACGCUAUUACAGCACCAAGUUCCAGCUGGAGGAGCUGUUGGAGAGUUUGGAUCCCAACUGGGAGGGUGACCUCAUCUCUUAUGUCAACGAAAUGAAAGAUGACAUUUUGAAGCAGAUGACCUUUACUGAAGAGCUCACAAAUUCCUCAAAGGGAAGUCGCAAGUCAAUGAUGGAAAUUGAAAAUGCUCAACUUAUCAAAGUUCAAGCAGAAAGAGCAUUGAAGAAAGCCAGGGAAGAAGAGGAACGUAAGGCAAAAGAAGAAGAGGAAAAGAAGAAGAAGGAGGAGGAAGAGCUUAAGAAGAAAGAAGCAGAGGAAAAUCAGGAGGAGGAGUCUGGGAGCACUGAGAAAGAGAAGGAAGACUCGGAUGAAGCAGAGAUCGAGAAAUCAGAAGUUGUUGAAUCAGAGUCUGAAGUUACUUUGCAGACAGAGGAAACCGCAAGCACUGUGAAAAAGAGUAGUUCAGGAGACACUCAAACCACUGAGAUAGUGGAGACGACCACCUCAACUACCACUGUGACCACUGUCAAAUCCACCACCACAACCACCACCAAAUCACUGUCCGAUUCAGAAAAUGAAAACGAUGAUGUCAGUGAUGAGCCACCUGCAAAAGUAGCUAAACUCGACGAUGAGACAGCAACUAGUAAAAUGGCUGGGGAUGGAGAUAAGUCAACUGGUGAUAGUGCUGAGAAAGAUGCAGGGACCAAUACGGUGGAAAAUAGUGGCGACAAAAGUAAAGAGGACAGUAAAAUCGUCCUGAGCAGUAAGUCUGCUUUAGCAGAAGCCAUAAAAGCCAGUAGCGACGGAAAACCAAAAGUGAUAAACUUGCAGUCCCUUCUUCCAGCGGCCAGACAGACACUGCUCAAUGUGGUGGACAAGAGUGGUGAGGAGAGCAAAAACGAUGCCAGCACUAAGACUGUGCUUCUGGUGAACAGGGAGGGAGGGAAAGUUACAUUACAAGUGCAACGGCAGCCGGUUAGUAAAGAAGAUGGGAGCUCUGACUCGACCGUCACACACACCACUACCUCAACAACCGUGAAUGCCACUGAGUCAAGAAAAAUGCUCACUAGGUCUAAGACUGGCUCCCUAACACCCAAGCUGUUCACUGAUUCUAUCACCAUGACAACCAGCUCUUUGAAAACGUCUGGGAAAAGUUCGGAGGAUGUGCUUGUAAUGAACAAGGAUGGGGAGGUAACUCGUGUCAGCCGAGGGAAGGUCUCUCUUGCCAGCAGUUUGGCGCAUCAGUCUGUCUUCUUCAAGCUAGGUGCUGAAGGGUCGUUCAAGCAGUUCCAGAACCAGUACACGACCAAUACGCUGGCCCUGAACAAGCAUCAGCACAACGAGGAGAGGGAUAAGAGGCGCCAUCUUAGCCACAAGUUCUCCCUCACUCAGACUUCAGAGUUCAAGUGGAACGGCAACAUCGUGGGCAACAAGAUGAGCACGUUGGCCACACUGCGCCUCACCAUCACCACUCUGGAGGGAAACGUUCAGGCUCCCUUCUUGCAUUCUAAUUGGCCGAAUCACCGGCAGAACUGGCAGAAAGCAGUGCAGAUGUGUCAGAGCCCACGUGACUUUGCUCUGGCAUUGACCAUUCUAGAAGCUUGUAUCAAGCCGUGUGUAUUCAACCCUGUUUGGCACGAGUCACUUGGUCAUCUCCGCUUGAACCGAAUCACUGUGGCCGACAGAGAGGAGUGGAAGAAGAAGGAGAAGGAGCAAAGACGAAGAAAAGAGGAUGAAGAGGAAGUGAGGCCAGUUGUGUGGAUCAAGUACACCAUGGGUUUAAAACAUCAGGUAUGGAAGCAAAAGGGUGAGGAGUACCGCGUCACGGGGGGAAAUGGCUGGCAGUGGACGAGUGCUGUCCGCAACUUCAAGGAGGUUCCUCAGGACACAGUUGGCCUGCGACUUGUUGCUCAGAGACUCAAGAACCGUAAAGUCAAGGCUGCUAAAGCUGCUAGCAAGGGUUCUAAGUCCAGUGACAAUGACGAUGGGGCUGAGGAGGAGGAGAAAAUGGAGGUGGAGGAUAGUUCUGGGGAAGGAGCAACAGAAACAGAGGCUGCAUCUGAGACAAAACCGGAUUCUGAGCAGCCGAAAGUGAAAGAAGAGGCUAUGGAUGUUGAUGAAAGUGACAAAGUUGACAGUGACACAAAAAGCUCAAGCAUGGAAGAUGGCAGCGCUGAAGACAAAAGCUCUAAUGCUGAAGAGAAAAGCUCGACUAAAACAGAGGCAGAUACUGAGAUAAAAAUGGAUGUGGGCGAGGAGCAAGUUAAAGAUACUCCAAGAAGUAGUAGGCGAGUAAGCACACUGCCUGUAAAGAAGGAAGUAAAAUCUGCAUCCCUGAGAGACCAGCGAAGGCAGUCAGCAGUCGAUAAUUUCUUGUCCUUCAUGAAAGAGAAGUAUUUGGAAGAGAAAGACAAUGUUCUAGCCCUGGAGCUGUUGAAACAACAUCCACCAAAAGUUGAUGUAGAGGUGAUCAAUGUCUGCGAUGCAAUACAGAAGCGUACCCACUACCCAAAAGUCACCAAACCUUACUCAAAGUUGGAUAAUCUCCUUGAGCGUCGUAUGAAGCAAGAUGAGUUUGAACGCAAGCAGAGAAUGAGCAUUGAGACUCAAAUUGCUCUCAAAAUGAAACUCAACCAAGCCAUUGAUGCUGCCAAGAAAAAGAAAGCAGAGGAAGAGAAGAAGGCUAAUGUUGUUAAAGGAGAUGCUGAACUUGUGAAUGGAGAAGUGGAUGACUCGCCCUUAUCUUCAAAGUUGGCAUCAACAAAACCGCAGUACUCGUGCUACUCUGUGUUGUGCCGCAGCAAAGACAAAAGCGUCUACUCCCGUUGUUACUCCCCAGCCUGUCAGCUGAGCAAGCAGUUGGAAGAGAAGAGUUUGAAGCCCUCUGUGUCUGACGGGUCGUUGAGUAAGGACAGUGUUGAGGAGGAUUCUGUUGGCAGAAGCAGUAAGGAGAGCACCCCUUCCGAGACUGCCCUGGCAGAUGAUACUGACCGGAGUGCAAGCCCAGAGGAGAAAGAAAAGGGGGAAGGCAUGGACUCCUUUGAUAUGGAAGAUGAUAGUAGUAAAAAGGAAGAUGAUACGGACAAAAUAGAAAUGAAAGACGAAGGAACUAGUGCCAAUAUUGGGGAUGCGAACACGGAAGAGGAAGAUGUUGACAUAGAAGGUGAUAUCAACAAAGACAGCGCCUCUGGUUUGAAACUAGGAUUGGGGUCCUCGCAAGUAAAAUCAAAGUCUGACGUUAACAAAGGUACUUCUUCUGGUUCUCAAACUGAAAUCUCCAGCCAGAAAGAAUCUGCUGGGGCGAGUUCCUCUCCCAACGAAAAAUCUUUAGAUGAUGCACCUAACAAGGGUGCUUCUGUGUCUGACAUUGUCAAGAACUUGGUGAUCAAAACCAUGGCGGAGAAGGCAGCAUCGGGCAAAGGACCUGCUCUUUCAGCACAAGCUCUGACCGUCAGUGUUGAGGAGCUUGAGUCCCGACUGCCUCCAAAGCGUAGUACAUCAGACAAAUUCAAGUUGGCGAAAUUCACCAGAAUUUCCACUAAAAAGGGAGCCAGGGUGUCCAAGCAUGGUCGCCUCCCUAUGUGUCACAAGUUUGAGACCCCUUCCAAGAAAAGGAGUGUUCUGAUUCUGGAUAGGAAUGAGCUGCGGAAAAUUGCACGCCAGGGUGCGAAACGGGAGAGUGUGAUGUUCAACUACAACUGCAAAAUGAACAAUGUGUGCUGGCCCUAUCCUUGUCCACGGCCAGUGUUCAAGACUGCAUGGCGUUUCCGCACAAUGACCCUUCAGUCUCUCUCUGCUGCUGCCCUGCAGCUUCGUAUCCUGUGGGCAUGUAUCAGGUGGGAUGACAUGGCUGCCAAGCCCCCUGCAGGGGGGACAAACACUGUCUCGACAGAGACUGAAAUUACGACCACUGAACUUCUCAAACGUCGAGAAGUGGGCGUUGAUGGUCUGCGCUCAGAGUUUCUGGUCAGGAAGAUAGUAGUGCCACUGGGUGUACCAGACAAGCCCAAAGAAAAAUACACACCCCAGCGCAGUGGGUUGCGAGAGAGAAAACGCAUAGAGGCUGCGAGACAGACAGAGCCAAGUGUCACUGAGGUUUGGGUGCCGGAGGAGGUGCUAGAACUCUGGGAAAUCAAGCAGUUUGGAGAAAAGCUGGAAAAGCAGCGACAAGCAGCCCAGCAGGAGAAAGCUGUGGAGAAAACGUCUGUGGUGACGGUCCAGACGACAGUGGGCUCCCAGCAGAGCGCAGCUCAGAUCAAGGCUCAGAUGGAGCAACAGCUCAAGCAGCAACGUCUGGCACUGGCCCAGAAGCGCAUUCAGGAGAACCAGGGGAUCCGCAUCACCACGGGCAGCUCGGGCUCGGUGAACGGCGCCACGUCCACCACCAGCAGCAGCACCACCAUCAUCAUCAACAACGGCAGCCAGCUGGGCAAGCCGGGCACCACCUUCAAGACUCUGACCGUGUCCUCCCCCAGCAGCCUGCUGUCUUCUGGCAUCAUCAAAACCAUGCAGCCAAAAACCAUCAUUACCAAUGCCAGCUCAUUAUUGGGCACCCAGUUACGCCCUGGGAUCAGAGUUCAGAUCCCCGGCUCGGCACUCCAGCUGCGACCACAAACAGUCACCCUGGCCCCAAAACCAGGGGUAACGACGUCUGGUGUGACUACUGCCACAAGACUCAUCUCUCCAGCCACCAGCGUUGCUAGAGUCAUAUCGCCGUCCACAGCGCAGGGACAGACCACCAAAACUCAAACUAUUCAAAUCAAGCCUCAGUCAUCUGGACAGCCAGUUCAGAAUCUGCAUUUUAUCCAAACACCAAAUGGCCAGCUGCAAGUGAGAGGGCUACUUCCAGGUCAAAUCAUCCAGCGCAUGCCAGAUGGAAAACUACAGAUUAUCACUCUGAGUAGCCAGGCUGCCUCUGUGAACUCAUCGCCAGCCAGUGGUCAGCCAUCCAUCGCGAGCACUCCACAACAGCAGACGCCACGCCCAACCCUUAGCAUCCGGCCGCAACAGACUAUCAUGGUGACAAUCCCAGCGAACAGCGGCACAACUUCCACUCCAACCAUCACCCAGAACCGGCUAGUCAUCCCAGCCCAGCUGGCCUCCAGUGUUGGCCUCUCCCUGGGCCAGACCUCUGCCCCAACCACACUGACUGUACCGGCUGUGCGGCAAGUGCUGGGCAGCUCCGUGGUGACCACACCAUCCAAGCAGAUCAUCAUGACUCGGCCCGGCGGCCCUCAGGUCAUCUCGGCCCAGAAUCUGGCCACAGUGCUGGGAAGUCAGGCCAGUCAACUUCUUCCUCAGAGCUCUGGGACGCCUCUAGUCUCAUCUCCGGCCGGGCUGAACAGUGCUGUGGUCAUCAGUGCCCCCGGGGUGCUCGGUGCCGGAGCUCAGGCCAUUAACGCCGCUUCCAAUGUGAGUACGGUCUUGGUGAACACUUCACAGUCUGCGCUACUGUCCAGCUUGACCUCUCAGACCAACAUGGGCGGCCCGCAGACCAUCAUUUCCACGCUGAAACCUCUAGGUGUGACGGCAACCAGCACCACCACCACCGUGACCACUUCCCUUGCCACAGCUCCGGCAGGCACCUCCCUGCUGGCCGGUCAAGUCAUUCCUGGUACUUCUCUCCUCCAGCGGUCAGCGGGGGGCACAUCUCUCCUCAACCUCAAUGCUGCCUCUGGCUCAGGCGGGACACUCACCAUCUCAGGCGCCUCAGCCACCGGUGCUCAGAUCCCGAAAAUUCUGGCUUCUCCUCCCGCGGGGGCACAGAUCAUAACCCGACCGGCGGGGAGCUCACAGCCACAGCUUGUCCUGCGACCGGGAACGUCGGUCAUCACUGGUGCAGGUCAAGCAAAGGUCAUCACUGCCCAGCAGCUGCGUGGACUCACAAACUCGCCCAUACAGCUGAAGCCAGCGGCUGCAUCAUCCAUGAGUCCUAUCAAAAGCAUCCUGUCCCCGCCCACCAACCUUCUUCCGGCUGUUAGCGGUGUGAAAGGCCUGACGGCCGUGCGUUCCUUAACCCCCCAGCUCACUGGACAAACCCCGCCCUCCUCCUCCACCCAGCAACCACAGAUCAUUUCCGCCACUGCCAAGCAGGUCUUGGUCACAUCCACAACAGGCACCUCCCUGCUCCCACAAGCACUGACUUUGAGUACGUCACCAGAACCAGGCAGUACAGUGGCUUCUCUGGCUAGUCCCACAGCGGGUGCCAGUCCCAGUGCGGGGGCUGGGGCCCCAAAGUACGCCAUCACUCCGCAGGUCGUAGAGCAAGUGGUCCGUCAGGCAUUGCUUCAGAAUCAGACACCAGAAAUUCAACAAAAGCUUCUAGCGAUGCAGAAACAGAUCCAGCAACAGCAGCAGAGCCAGCCCUCGGCAUCUGCGACGUCGGUGGUGGCGCUGUCAGCAGGGGUCAGCUCAGCAAGACGCACCAACCAGAGCUCGGCGGUCACAACCCCUCCCACUCGCACAGUGGUCGGUACAUCGGCGACAUCUUCAGGGGGAGAUCACUCCAGGUCUAAAUCAAAGGGUUUGACCCAGGAACAGAAGGAGGAACAAAGCAGAGUAAGUGUUUGCGGCCAGGUGAUGAAGACUAUACUGGACAGGAUAGAGAGAGAGGAGAAGCAGGAGCAGAGAAAUAAGAAGAAACAAGAGUCUGCAGAGGAGAAACAGAAGAGAAUCACAGCCCUGAAUCAGCAGAAGGCCUUGUACAAGCACAAAGAGGGGCUGAAGAAAGAGAUCCACAGAAAGAGAUCUUUGAUGGAGAAGAAUCUACAACAAGAAAUAUAUAAUGAAAUGGCAGAGAAGCUUAAAAAGGCCAAAAUCAGUGUCAGCAACACCUCCAAGUCUCCUCAAGGCUCUGCAGCAGCGACAACAGUGGUCGCCUCGUCGGUCGUGACCCCAGUGUCUGUCAUGACAGGUGCAGGGAAAGUGGCUAAGAAACUGGCGGACACUCCAAAAGCUCCACCCAUGUCUUCAGAGGCUAAGUCUGCUGGUCGCAAGAGGAAGCAGAAGAUUAUCUCUACAGGCGUGAAAGGCUUGAAUCCCAAAGAAAAGCUCUACUGCGUCUGCAAGACACCAUAUGACGACAGCAAAUUCUACAUUGGCUGUGAUUUGUGUUCUAAUUGGUUCCACGGGGCUUGUGUGAAUAUCAGUGAGAGUCAAGCGAACUACAUUGACUCCUACAUCUGUGAGGAUUGUCGCAAGCAGCAGGAAAACACUUCAGAGGAACUCUACUGCCUGUGUCGCACUCCCUAUGAUGAGAACCAGUUCUACAUCGGCUGUGACCGUUGCCAGGACUGGUUCCAUGGCUACUGUGUGGGCAUCUCCAAGGCAGAAGCAGACAACAUUGAAGUGUACGUGUGCCCUAACUGCCAGAAGGAAGAGUCUGCUGACCCCAUAGCACAGAAGCCCCUGACUCAAUCAGAAUACCAGCACCUCACCAAAUUGCUCAAAGAUUUACAGGUACAUAAGAUGGCCUGGCCGUUCCUACAGCCAGUUGACCCAAGAGAAGUGCCAGACUAUUAUGAUAUUGUCGCUGAGCCCAUGGAUUUGACCAUAGUUGAAGCGAAACUAGAAGCCAAAGCUUAUCACAAGCUCAAUGACUUUGUGAAAGAUGUGACCCGGAUCUUUGACAACUGUCGCCUGUACAAUCCGGUGGACACGCCAUACUUCCAGUGUGCUGAGGUGGUAGAGACCUAUUUUGCACAGAAGGUCAAGGCCUUGCGCAGCGCUAACAAAUUAUGAUCAGGAUGCGUGUUGUCAUCUGCCCAGACGCCAGAAUACUCUGAUGUUCUGUGGCCAUCAGUUACUGGAUCGUCAAACAAAGCGGUGUUACUGUUAUGUCAAAUGAUUCAUUUUGUGUAAAUACAUGUCUAUUAAUGACUGAAUCAAAAAAGAUGUAAGUAUGAUGCACCCCUUUGACUCCAUAUUCUCGUCUGACCAGUUGACAGUGGGCAUAAUGUGAAAUUUUCAUAUUUAACAGAAAUAUAUCCCAUGCAAUUCACAUACUUCAAAGUCUUUGUCAGAGAUGGCAUUGCAUUAUUUUUAAUGUAUCAACAAGAAUGUUUUGUUGUUUAAAAUAACAUUUGUAAGUAUAUGUAAUGCUGAUAGCCAUAAAUUAUGCUUUUCCAUUCACAUUGUUGUUCUCACCAAGCCAGUUGCAUGUGAAUCAGUAAAGCAGAUUUUCCUGACUCUCUAAUGCAUAGAGCAUUUAUUCAAUUUAACAUUAUGCCCAUGAAAAAUGCCAAUUAAACCUGUGGAUAGAUGGAAGUAGUGGCACUUUUGAUUGACUGAAAGGAAAGAUGAUGGAUGGAAUGCAGAUAUAGUUAGCUCUGAUUGAAAUGGGCAGCAGUUUUACAGUAUUCUCCACAUGCUGGGAAGUACAGGUGUCCGUGUCUCGUGGAAGUGCCCGCCAACGCGGAGGUUGGUAGAUUCGCGGGCUCCCGCGGAGACAUUGGCUAUGUGUCUUGUACAGCUGUUUAUAGAAGAUUGUCAUGGUUUUUUUUUAUUUAUAAGUCUACUUAUGCAUUUGACCCAGUGUGAAUAUAAGAUAAAUUUAAUAUGUCCAUUGAUUGUAUUACAUCCGUGACGAGUUAAUGAAAUUGUAAUUUUGAACAAGUGUAUGCAAAUUUCAUCUAAAGCACCAGCAAGAAUUUUGAUAGGGUGUUUUUGAUCUCCGUUCGAGUUGUGUAUUGUUGCAUAGAACUUUGCAAGACCUCGUGUGUUUGUCUGAUAGAUAGUGUAUUUUGUAUACUCUGGGUUACUGAAAUUUGUUGAAUGGUAAUGACAGCACAGUGUGUGUUAUUUCCUCUGCUGUGUGGCUGUUUCCCCUUUCCUCCUUCUUUGUUCUUUUCCCCGUCUGGCGUUGGUAUUGAAUUUUACAGGGUGAGAUGAAAAAUAGCUGGUGUGGUAGCUGGAUGUAUUGUGCUGUUUUUCUAGUAUAUUGAAGCCUUGUCUGAAAUAUAUAAAUCUGUCGUUUGUUCAGAGGAGGAUGUGCGGAUCGUUGAAGUCUAUGUGUUUUUUGUCUGUCGGGGACUUUCUAGUCUUGUAAUGUGUGAGAGGUACCUUCAGAGUUUAAUUUUCUAUUUAUCAAUAGUUAUCACCGGUGAUGAUAUCCUCUCUAUAAUAGUAUCGUAUGACUGCUGUUGAUGUUGUUUAUGGUAUUUAUGUGUUGGAUUUUUAGUUUUUGGCAAAAUUUUCAUCUUGUUUUAUUACAUACACAAAUCUCAUUAAUGAAAAUGACUUGGAUCUGUCCUUUGUAAUUUACCUUGUCUCUGAGUGUCUGUUCUUCUUGAGAUGUUUGGCCAGUUCAUAAAUAAUUUCUAAUCACAGUCUCCUUUUUCGGUAGUGAGAGGAGGUGAAGUGGAUGGGAAUGGCGUGUUAUUUAUAGCUUCUUAUGUGUAUGUAGCUCCAGGCUGCAUAGUUGCCUCUUGUAACAGGACACUGCCAUAGAUUGUGUUCCCAGGUUGCUCACUGUGUUGAGAUGUUGUACAUGGAAA